Molecule: messenger RNA, 2424 nt
Organism: Hermetia illucens (black soldier fly)
Lineage: Eukaryota; Metazoa; Arthropoda; Insecta; Diptera; Stratiomyidae
Gene: Ssrp
Product: FACT complex subunit Ssrp1
Exons: 5
Coding region: 126-2285 (719 amino acids)
Cellular component (GO): nucleus; FACT complex
Molecular function (GO): DNA binding; histone binding; nucleosome binding
Source: RefSeq, a predicted model, not a curated record
UCGAAACCAUAACCUAAGAGGUUUGUUGGUGCGCGGUUUUGCGAGUGUCGCAUUUUAUGAGCCUGUGUGCUAAUAAGCGGGAGGAAUAUUGUUUAUAAGGAAGCGCUCUCCAGUCGGCUUGUACUAUGGACGUUUUAGAAUACUCGGAUAUAACAUCCGAAGUCAAGGGUCUGAUGACACCUGGCCGGAUAAAAAUGACGGAUCAAGCGAUUGUGUUCAAAAAUAACAAAACUGGAAAAGUCGAUCAAAUAAACGCUUCGGACAUAGAAUUGGCCAAUCUGCAACGGUUCGUUGGCAAUUGGGGGAUCCGUAUAUUCACAAAGACCGGCACCCUGCACCGGUUUUGCGGUUUCAAGGACCAGGAAAACGAAAAGAUAACAAACUUCUUCAAAACGAACUACAAAAAGGACAUAUCCGAGAAGGAGUUAUGCGUAAAGGGUUGCAACUGGGGAACAGUGAAGUUCAAUGGCUCCGUUCUGAGCUUCGACGUGGAUACCAAGACCACCUUCGAAAUCCCCCUCAACCAUGUCUCACAGUGCACAACCGGAAAAAACGAGGUGACUCUCGAAUUCCACCAGAACGAUGAUGCGCCCGUGGGCCUUAUGGAGAUGCGAUUCCACAUUCCGUCCCUAGAAUCAAGCGAUACGGAUCCAGUGGAUAGCUUCUAUUCGAACGUUAUGAACAAGGCGUCUGUGAUCUCUGUGUCGGGUGAUGCGAUUGCCAUCUUUCGUGAAAUUCAAUGCCUCACGCCUCGUGGCCGUUAUGACAUCAAAAUCUUCCAGGCAUUUUUCCAGUUGCACGGUAAGACCUUUGACUAUAAAAUCCCGAUGUCGACUGUGCUCCGUUUGUUCUUGUUGCCACAUAAGGACAACCGGCAAAUGUUCUUCGUACUCUCGCUGGACCCGCCAAUAAAACAGGGUCAGACGCGUUACCAUUACCUGGUGUUUCUGUUCGGAAAUGAGGAGGACACAAGCAUCGAGUUGCCGUUCACAGAGGAGGAACUCAAGGAGAAAUAUGAAAACAAACUCACCAAAGAACUGUCAGGGCCUGUUUACGAGGUCCUCGGGAAGAUUAUGAAAGUGCUGGUCAACCGGAAGCUAACAGGCCCAGGAAGUUUCGUCGGGCAUUCACAGACUCCUGCAAUUGGCUGUUCAUACAAGGCGGCCGCCGGCUACCUAUAUCCAUUGGAACGUGGCUUCAUCUACGUGCAUAAGCCGUCAAUUCAUAUUCGAUUUGAAGAAAUAGCCGCAGUCAACUUCGCUCGCAGUGGUGGAUCCACAAGGAGUUUCGAUUUCGAAAUUGAGUUGAAAUCAGGCACAGUGCACACGUUUAGCAGCAUCGAAAAAGAAGAAUACAAGAAACUCUAUGAUUUCAUCAUCUCGAAGAAAUUGCAUGUGAAAAAUAGGGGCAAGAACGACAAGGCUACCUACGAGGAGGACUUUGGUGACUCGGAUAAUGAAAAUGAACCCGAUGCCUACUUGGCUCGUGUUAAGGCGGAGGCUGAGGAACGUGAUUCGGACUUGGAUGAAGGAUCAGAAGAGGAGUCGACUGAUGAGGACUUCAAGCCUAACGAACCUGAGUCAGACGUAGCAGAAGAGUACGAUAGCAAUGUAGAGACCGAGUCUUCUGACGAAAGUGGCGAAGGCUCUGAUGACGAGGAGAAAAAGAAAAAAAAGGAGAAGAAAGAGAAGAAAAAAGAAAAGAAAGAGAAGAAGGAAAAGGUACCUAGAAAAACGAAGAAGAAGGAGAAAGACUCCAACAAACCGAAACGCGCGCCCACCGCCUUCAUGCUUUGGUUAAACGAGAAUCGUGAAUCAAUUAAAAAAGAUAAUCCCAAUCUGAAGAUAACCGAGAUCGCCAAGAAAGCUGGCGAGCUAUGGAAAGAUCUAAAAGACAAACCUGAAUGGGAAAAGAAGGCGGCGAAGGAAAAGGAGAAAUACUUGGAAGCGAUGAAAGCCUACAAAGAAAGUGGUGGCGGAAAGAAAGACAGCGACGAUGAAGGUGAUUCGAAACCAUCGAAAAAACGGAAGAAGGAGUCGCCGGUGAAGAAAUCAUCAGCAAUGUCAGGAACAGGCUAUAAAAGUAAAGAAUAUAUAUCGGAAGAUGAUAGCACAUCGUCGGAAUCAGGAGGAGAGAAAAAGAAAGCGAAAAAGGAAUCUAACUCAAGCAAGAAAUCUGAGAAAAAGAAGGAAAAAGAAGAAUCCGAUGCGGGAAGUGAGAAAGAAGACGAAGAAGAAGAAGAGGAAGAAGAGUCGAGCAAAGGAGAGGAGAGCGGCGAUGACUAAGCAUCUUUUAGCGUCGCAUGCAUCGGAAACUUCUUCCGAACUUAUCUCAUUCCCCAAUCAGUUCACGUUUACUUUGAAUGUACAAUUACUCCAAUAUGUUAAGUUAUAAAUAUAGAAAUUUGUCGAUGAAGCGAGAAAA